AUGUUGCGCAGGAGUUUAAAUAGUUCCAGAAGGAAUCUGAUCUCGUGCGGAACGGGGAACCCAAUUGACGACUGUUGGCGUUGUGAUUCCGAUUGGGUUAAUAACAGAAAGAGGCUGGCUGACUGUGCCAUUGGAUUUGGCAAAAACGCCAUUGGAGGUAAGCAGGGCAGAUUUUAUGUGGUCACAGAUCCCAAUGAUUAUGACCCAGUCAAUCCCCGCCACGGCACUCUGCGCCACGCUGUCAUUCAAACUGAGCCUCUCUGGAUUAGUUUCCAAAAAGACAUGGUUAUUAAGCUCAAGCAGGAGCUUAUCAUGAACAGCUAUAAGACUAUUGAUGGUAGAGGAGCAAACGUUCAUAUAGCAAAUGGAGCUUGCAUUACAAUACAGUAUGUGACCAAUAUUAUCAUUCAUGGAGUACAUAUUCAUGACUGUAUACCAGCAGGAAAUACAAAUGUGAGGAGCUCACCCACCCAUUAUGGUUAUAGAACUAGGAGUGAUGGAGAUGGGAUUUCCAUCUUUGGAGGAAGUGCAAUUUGGGUAGACCACUGUUCAUUGUCAAGCUGUACAGAUGGACUGAUUGAUGCCAUCAGAGGGUCCACUGCUAUUACCAUUUCAAACAGCUUUUUCACUCACCAUGACAAGGUGAUGCUUCUUGGACACAGCGACGACUAUACCCAAGACGUUAACAUGCAAGUAACAGUUGCAUUCAACCAUUUCGGAGAAGGGCUUGUUCAGCGUAUGCCCAGGUGCCGACAUGGAUACUUCCAUGUGCUGAACAAUGAUUACACUCACUGGGAAAUGUACGCCAUUGGUGGGAGCGCGAAUCCCACCAUUAACAGCCAAGGCAACAGAUUCCUUGCCCCCGCAAAUCCAUCCAGCAAGGAGGUGACAAAGCGUGAAAUUGCAGUAGAAGGUACAUGGAGGAAUUGGAAUUGGAGAUCAGUGGGAGAUCUGAUGUUAAAUGGGGCAUUCUUCAGAGCAUCAGGGGCUGGAGCAUCCUCAAGCUACGCCAAAGCUUCGAGUACUGCUGCAAGGCCUUCCUCUGUAGUGGGCUCUAUCACUGCAACUGCAGGCGUUCUAACCUGCACAAAAGGCUCCCGCUGUUAG
Molecule: messenger RNA, 1107 nt
Organism: Cryptomeria japonica (Japanese cedar)
Lineage: Eukaryota; Viridiplantae; Streptophyta; Pinopsida; Cupressales; Cupressaceae
Product: probable pectate lyase 22
Exons: 4
Coding region: 1-1107 (368 amino acids)
Molecular function (GO): pectate lyase activity
Source: RefSeq, a predicted model, not a curated record